This is a messenger RNA of Gossypium raimondii (Peruvian cotton), 856 nucleotides long. RefSeq lists its product as uncharacterized. The record is from RefSeq and is a predicted model, not a curated record. The coding region runs from base 1 to 771 and encodes 256 amino acids. The transcript is spliced from 2 exons. Gene Ontology annotation, cellular component: chloroplast. NCBI's taxonomy places the organism in Eukaryota, Viridiplantae, Streptophyta, Magnoliopsida, Malvales, Malvaceae.
AUGAUGAUAGCCCUCAAAGCCAUUCAAGCUUCCUUUACAUACAGUAGUAACCAUGUUUUUUUCCAAACCAGAAGAAUUACAACAUACACAAAGAACCCCAUACUGUGUCUCAGCAAAUCGAAUGAUUCUGAGUCGGAUUCUGACCCCGAACCGGAAGGUGACACUCGAAAACAAGACCUGCUUGCUCAAAUAGCUAUGUUGCAGGCUCAAAAGGUUCGUCUAACGGAUUAUUUAGACGAAAGAUCGGCUUAUCUCACACAAUUUGCUGAAGAAGCUAAUGCUGAGUUUGAUAAAGUUGGUGAAGAUGCUCUUAAAGGACUUGAAGAAGCUAGUGAAAGGAUAAUGGAGAACAUUGAGAGUCAAAUGCAAGCUUUUAAAGAAUCACAAGAAUUGAACAUGCAAGAGAUUGAGAUGAAUGAAGAUCAAUUAGCAGAAUUUGAAGAUCAAAUGGAGAAAGAAAGGAAUGAAGGUUUGUUCUUUAAGAACUUGACAGAGAAAAAGCCUAUAGACACAGCAAAAGCAAUGGAGGAAGCUGAGAAAGUUAAGGAGGUUACUAAAGAAAAAGUUGGGUCUAAAGCAAGGAGGAAUCUUUACCUUGCUUUAAUCACGGUGCUUGCUGUUGGGAUUGCGGACUCGUUGGUCACUGGAUCGGAUUGGCGAAAAGUUGCAGUUCUUGGAGCUAUUUUAGUUGCUUUGUUUUCCCAGUUUAUCUAUGAACAGACAGUGUUAUCAGAAGAGGAAAAAACAGAAAAGAAUGAUGAAAACAAGUAAAGGCUCUUCUUAUUAUAUCUAAUCUAACAAAUGGUGUAGCAUGAUUGAAUAACCCCAAGUAAUAACUUAAUACUUGGGUUUGAUA